AUGACUCCAAAUCUUCAGCUCACAGUAGGAGAUGGUGAACUAUUUGAGGACCCUGAGAUGUAUAGGAGAUUGGUUGGCAAGCUUAAUUAUCUCACAGUGACUCGUCCGGAUAUUGCAUAUUCAGUUAGUAUUAUAAGUCAAUUUAUGUCCUCUCCUACUAUUAACCAUUGGGAAGCUUUGGGGCAAAUUUUAUGUUACUUGAAGGGUGCUCCAAGUCGUGGUCUCUUAUAUAGCAAUCAUGGGCACUUAAAUAUUGAGUAUUUUUUAGAUGCAGAUUUAGUAGGUUCAAAGAUUAAUAGGAAAUCCAUUACAGGAUAUUAUAUCUUUGUUGGAGGAAACUUAGUAUUUUGGAGAAGUAAGAAACAGACUAUAGUUUCUCGUUCAAGUGUUGAAUCAGAAUAUCAAGUUAUGGCCCAAGCUGUAUGUGAAGUAAUGCGGACGCGUCAAUUAUUGGAAGAAGUGGGUUUUGAGACCUCAUCUCCUAUUGAGUGA
Molecule: messenger RNA, 492 nt
Organism: Hevea brasiliensis (rubber tree)
Lineage: Eukaryota; Viridiplantae; Streptophyta; Magnoliopsida; Malpighiales; Euphorbiaceae
Exons: 1
Coding region: 1-492 (163 amino acids)
Source: RefSeq, a predicted model, not a curated record